AUGCCUAAGGCCGCCACCAAGCGAGGUGCCGCUAAGGACACCAAGAAGCGCGCGAAGAAGGACCCCAAUGCCCCCAAGCGUGGUCUUUCCGCCUACAUGUUCUUCGCCAACGAGCAACGCGAGAACGUCCGUGAAGAGAACCCCGGCAUCUCCUUCGGCCAGGUCGGCAAGAUCCUUGGUGAGCGCUGGAAGGCCCUCAACGACAAGCAGCGCGGCCCCUACGAGGCCAAGGCCGCCACCGACAAGAAGCGCUAUGAGGACGAGAAGCAGGCCUACAACGCCGAACAAGAGGAGGAUGAAUCCUCUUGA
Messenger RNA from Colletotrichum orchidophilum, 309 nucleotides. RefSeq names its product HMG box protein. The record is from RefSeq and is a predicted model, not a curated record. Lineage: Eukaryota; Fungi; Ascomycota; Sordariomycetes; Glomerellales; Glomerellaceae. The transcript has 3 exons. Bases 1 to 309 code for a protein of 102 amino acids.